CCUCUUCCCACCCCCUUGGCCACCUAGGACUGGAGCCCUGCGGUUGGGCGAUAAACACUCUGCGGCUAGGGAGGAGGGAACGGGGGGGCGUUCGCUCCUUUCGGACUGCUUUUGGAAGUAAAUGCCUUAUUUUCCUUUUGGGUGAGGUUAGGUCCGGACGCGGGGUCCAGGCCGCCGGUUUGAGCCUACUCCCUUGUGAGAGCAGAAAAUCGCUCCUAUGGAGAGCGAUUAAAGUUGCGGAGGGGACUGCGAGCCGGGAGUUUUCUCCAUGGCCGGCGAAUGGUUCGGCCCUGAACUGGUCCAAGAGCUAGCCGGACGCGUCUGAGAGAGGCCCCAGAGGGGGCGGGAGGGCGGUCCGCAAAACGCGAGUUCUGUGGAGAGACGUGGGGAAGAUUCGAUUCCGAGAAGAGGAAGAGCCCGACUGAAAGGGAGCGAGGCCGCUGAGGGGGAGGGGGCUGCCAAGAUGGCGUCGGCCUCCUCCGGGCAGUCGGCGGUCGGAUUUUCAUCCUUUGAUCCCGGGGUCCCUUUGAGUAACUCGGCCUCAGGUUUCAACUUUCUGUGCUGUGGGGUCAACCAUAAGAGAGCAGCAUCAGUACCUGGAAUCAAGAGAGCUAUGGCAUCUGCAUCUGAGGUGCCUUGUGCCUCUACACUGCCCAUCAAGAAAAUAGGCCACCGAAGUGUGGAUUCCUCAGGAGAGACAACAUAUAAAAAGACAACCUCAUCAGCCUUGAAGGGUGCCAUCCAAUUAGGCAUUACUCAUACUGUGGGGAGCCUGAGUACCAAACCAGAACGGGAUGUCCUCAUGCAAGAUUUCUACGUGGUGGAGAGUAUCUUCUUCCCCAGUGAAGGGAGCAACCUGACCCCUGCUCAUCACUACAAUGACUUUCGUUUCAAGACCUAUGCACCGGUUGCUUUCCGCUACUUCAGGGAGCUAUUUGGCAUCCGGCCUGAUGAUUACUUGUAUUCCUUAUGUAGUGAGCCACUGAUUGAACUCUGCAAUUCUGGAGCUAGUGGUUCCCUUUUUUACGUGUCCAGCGAUGACGAAUUCAUCAUCAAGACAGUCCAGCAUAAAGAAGCGGAGUUUCUGCAGAAGUUGCUUCCAGGAUAUUACAUGAACCUCAAUCAGAACCCUCGAACUUUGCUGCCUAAAUUCUAUGGACUGUACUGUGUGCAGGCAGGUGGCAAGAACAUACGAAUUGUGGUGAUGAACAAUCUUUUACCACGGUCAGUCAAGAUGCAUAUGAAAUAUGACCUCAAGGGCUCAACAUAUAAACGACGGGCUUCUCAGAAAGAGCGAGAGAAGGUUCUCCCCACCUAUAAAGACCUGGACUUCCUACAAGACAUCCCCGAUGGUCUUUUUUUGGAUGCUGACAUGUAUAAUGCUCUUUGUAAGACCCUGCAGCGUGACUGUUUGGUGCUGCAGAGUUUUAAGAUAAUGGAUUACAGUCUUUUGAUGUCAAUCCACAACAUAGAUCAUGCACAACGAGAGCCCUUAAAUAAUGAAACACAAUACUCAUUUGACACGCGCAGACCAGCUCCCCAAAAAGCUCUCUACUCCACAGCCAUGGAAUCCAUUCAGGGCGAGGCUCGACGAGGUGGAACCAUGGAGACAGAAGAUCAUAUGGGUGGCAUCCCUGCCCGGAAUAGUAAAGGGGAAAGGCUCCUGCUUUAUAUUGGCAUUAUUGAUAUUCUGCAGUCUUACAGGUUUGUUAAGAAAUUGGAACAUUCUUGGAAAGCACUUGUACAUGAUGGGGACACUGUAUCAGUGCAUCGUCCAGGCUUCUACGCUGAACGGUUCCAACGCUUCAUGUGCAACACAGUGUUCAAGAAGAUCCCCUUGAAGCCCUCUCCUUCCAAAAAGUUUCGGUCUGGCUCAUCUUUCUCUCGGCGAUCAGGCCCCAGCGGCAAUUCCUGCAUUACUUCCCAGCCAUCCGUCUCUGGGGAACACAAAGCACAAGUGACAACAAAGGCGGAAGUGGAGCCAGAUGUUCAUCUUGGUCGUCCUGAUGUUUUACCUCAGACUCCACCUUUGAAAGAAAUCGGUGAAGGCUCACCUGUUCCUGGCCCCAGUUUCUCACCUGUAGUUCCAGAGACUUUGCAGAUACUAAAUACAAGUUUAAUGUUGGAAAAGCUUGAAAUUACAGAGUCAGAGUUCUGCCAUUGAGCAAGAAAUUCUAGAAGACCUGAAUUAAGAUUCUGCUGUCUCUGAUCCUAGAAUGUCAGCCUUUGCCCCAGGAAUGCUGAGUUUUCUUCUGCUUGGUCAUCAAAAAAGGAGUUAUGAUUUGGAGGCUAGGGGAGCUCUCCAUUUCACUACCUGUAGAAGAAUUUACUCUCCUUGACCUUUCUCUGAAUGGGCAUUAGUGCCUUGGACAAUUGAGGACAGCAGUAUCCCCUCCACUUAAGUUGGGUGGCAUGAAUUUUCAACUAGCCUGUCUUGGCUUCCACAACUGAAUUUUUUCAAAGCCCCAGUCUUUGUGCUGGAAGUGGGGUUGCUGGACUUUGGGUUUCUUCCCUCCUCAUCUACCUUUCAUCAGGAGCUGGACUCUUAUUAAUUUCCUCAAGACAGACUGACUGACAAAUUAUCCCCAUCUUAGCUCUUUCUCUCUGAUCCCUGAAUAAGACCCUGCACUUUCUGUAAAGAUUUUUGGGAGAGUAAGGGUGUUAACCACCUCCCAACCUUCUUUUUUCCUUAAAAAAGGAAAAGAACAAACAGUUCAUAGCACAAUUUCAAGGCAGUUUCAGAUCAAAUUCCAGAAGUGUCAAAGAGAGACCUAUUUGUAUGCCUCUUCCCACAGAAGAGCCCUGGUGUUGGUGAAGCAGAAAUAUGGUGACCAGCAGAGUUCCUCUUUAACUCCUCCUCUCUUGAUUUCUCCAGGAUGAAGGAGUGGAGACAGUGCAACAUGGGGUUGUCUUACUCCUUUUGUUAAUCCAGUGGGGUGGGUAUGGGGCUCUUCAGAGCUCUUCUAGGGAGGACCCUGUUCACUGCCAGACCAUAUAGUUAUUACGGUUCUGCAAUUUGAAAUGUAUUCUGGUUGUUUUCUAAACAUUGAAGACUUUACAUUCUCUAAAGGAGAUUUCUUGUUCUUCCCAUUUUCCCCCAAAAAAUGUUCUGUUGUUCAUGGAGCUAAGGUGGAGGGGGAGACUACCAGGAAGUCCAUAUCUACCAGAAUUGAGAAUGUUUUCUUAAACUCUUGGGGAGCCAGCAGCCUCCUGGUAAGAUCAUUGCUGUGCUACAUGCUCUCUCCCCUCUCUUCAUGCAGGGAAGUUGGAAGUGGGAGCUAUAUAAGCCCUCUCCUGCCCAUCUCUAAGAGUUGUUUGUGGCUGGCUGUCUGAAUUGUCCGUUCUUGUCAGGGGAAGAAGAGGGCCUUGUGUCUCAGGCAGAUUGUUGAAGUCCCACAAUAUCUCUUCUCCAUCCCACUGUACCUGGAUAGUAGGUUAACCCGUACACCAAAUAACUGUCUAUAUUAGACGCCUCCAACCAGUUUCUGGCUGCCUGUCUUUGCUGCCAUGUUUUUUACAAGACGGAAAGAAACAAUUCUUGCUAUUUUUUUUUUCAUAAUUUACUAUUUAUGAUGUAUUUAAAUGUUUUAUUCAGGACAGAGUUCUGUAAGGGGUGGGAGGGGAUAUUUGAGGGAGGGCUGGGUCUAGGGAAAGGAAUAGGGAACUCAUCGUUUUUAUGAAGUGUUACUAUUUGCCUCUAC
Messenger RNA from Urocitellus parryii (Arctic ground squirrel), 3701 nucleotides. The record is from RefSeq and is a predicted model, not a curated record. Lineage: Eukaryota; Metazoa; Chordata; Mammalia; Rodentia; Sciuridae.